AUGGGUUGCAUGAGUUCGAAACCCGUCGACACGGCGGAUAAAGACGCUGUUCAACGAAGCGCUAGGAUAGAAAAGGUUCUGAAAAAUGACAAGAAAGUAAUGGACCGAACAAUCAAGAUUCUCCUCCUUGGUGCUGGUGAAUCGGGCAAGUCGACAAUCAUCAAACAAAUGCGAAUCAUACAUUCCGGCGGCUUCCCCGAGGAUGAACGACGCCAAACACGAGCUGUGAUCUACUCGAAUCUUGUUAUCGCCUUCAAAGUUCUACUGGAUAUCAUGCGCGCCGAAAACAUUGAUUUCCAGCUGGAAAAGACACAGCCGUUAGCCGAAUAUGUAGACAAGCUUGAGCCAGACGUCGGUUCAGACGAGGCAUUCUCAGAUCUCAAGGUUCGCGACGCUCUCAGAGAGAUGUGGGACGAUACAGGUGUUCAAAAAGCUGUUGCUCGAGGCCACGAGUUUGCUCUUCAUGAUAACUUGCAUUACUUUUUUGAUUCGCUUGAUCGAAUAUUCACUCCUGGGUGGCUUCCCGACAACCAGGACAUGUUGCAGGCUCGUUUGCGGACAACCGGAAUUACUGAAACUCUCUUUGAACUCGGUCAAAUGAACUUCCGAAUGAUGGACGUCGGUGGACAGCGAUCCGAGCGAAAGAAGUGGAUUCACUGUUUCGAGGGUGUUCAAUGCCUUCUAUUCAUGGUUGCCCUAUCUGGUUACGACCAAUGUCUCGUUGAGGACCAGAAUGCCAACCAAAUGCAUGAAGCAAUGAUGCUGUUCGAGUCUUUGGUCAAUGGCGAAUGGUUCAAACGCAAGCCGAUCAUCUUGUUCCUGAACAAAAUCGAUCUGUUCAAGGGAAAGCUUCAUGUUUCGCCUGUCUCCAACCAUUUCCCUGACUACAAUGGCUCCAACACGGACUUCGAUGCAGCAGCCAGAUACUUUGCAGACCGAUUCCGGGGCAUCAACCGGAUUCCCGACCGAGAAAUCUAUAUCCAUUACACGAAUGCUACUGAUACGACGUUGUUGAAGGCAACGAUGGAUUCGGUACAAGACAUGAUUAUUCAAAAGAAUCUCCACACCCUCAUACUAUAA
Molecule: messenger RNA, 1080 nt
Organism: Aspergillus neoniger CBS 115656
Lineage: Eukaryota; Fungi; Ascomycota; Eurotiomycetes; Eurotiales; Aspergillaceae
Product: guanine nucleotide-binding protein subunit alpha
Exons: 5
Coding region: 1-1080 (359 amino acids)
Biological process (GO): G protein-coupled receptor signaling pathway
Cellular component (GO): heterotrimeric G-protein complex
Molecular function (GO): GTPase activity; G protein-coupled receptor binding; GTP binding
Source: RefSeq, a predicted model, not a curated record